This is a messenger RNA of Rhipicephalus sanguineus (brown dog tick), 6724 nucleotides long. RefSeq lists its product as uncharacterized. The record is from RefSeq and is a predicted model, not a curated record. The transcript has 59 exons. Lineage: Eukaryota; Metazoa; Arthropoda; Arachnida; Ixodida; Ixodidae. Gene Ontology annotation, cellular component: cytoskeleton. The coding region runs from base 226 to 6549 and encodes 2107 amino acids.
UGUAACGGCCGCGCACUGCGCGUGUCAGGAUACGGGGGCUCCUUGAAGACGCGCCGGGCCGCCUCUUGUUUUGCGUGGCGAGCCCGUGAGUGAGCAAGUGUGGCUUGCAUCGCUGAUUGGAGUCCUCGCCCCCGACCGGGGGAGACCGCCCGGGGUUCUUCAGGUGUCUUAUAAAAGCGGCGCGUCGCCCUUGCGUCGGCUUCUGCAGUUGGGCUUCGGGGAGGAAUGUACGAGCACGAGUGGUUCGUGCGAGACACUUGCUGCACCUUCAGAGUCGAGAGCGAAUAUGUGUCCGGCUACUACGUCCAGCAGCGGCCGUGGUCUCCGACCAAGAGACGGGGUCCCAUUUCGUCGGACUUCAAGACGCCCGGUCCGGGGGCCUUCUCCAUCCCGUCCACCAUAGGUGACAGGGCAAGCACAAAUGUCACGAAAGGGCAGAAGGCUCCAGCGUUCACUUUCGGAACCAAGACGGAGGAGAAGCGCGACCUCUUCGUCCCGGGUCCCGGCACGUACAACAUCGCGGGUCUCUCCGAGAAGGGAAAGGAGACCGUGGCAGCUCCCACCAUGGCGCCCAAGCUGCGGGAGCCCGAGGGAUUCAAGACGCCUGCGCCGGGGGCCUACAACCCGGAGAAGGCCGAGCAGUGCGUGCUCAGCGCCGCGCCUAUGUACACCUUCGGCGCAAAGAUCAGGGACCCAAAACCCGCCGACAUACCCGAGGCCGACCGCCCAAGCCAAGAAGAAACUCACCGCCGCCCACAGCUCGUCCACCGAAACAGACGAGCGCCCCGCUACUCCUUCGGCCUCAAACUUAAGAGCCUCUUUCGACCCAACGACAACCCCGCUCCGGGUGUUUACGACAUCGACAAGGGAGACUCGGUGGUCUACCCGAAAUCACCCAGCUUCUCGAUACGACGACGACUCCGCGAACCUAGCCCCGAAGAACUACCAGCCCCUUGUGACUACCGGCCAGAGAAAGCCGACAGCACUGUCUAUCCGAAGUCGCCCAGCUACUCGAUACGGCGAAAGGAGACGCUGCGAGAACCAGAAAUUUUUCAAUUUCCCGCUCCAGGAGAUUACGAAACAGCCAAGGCGGAGAGUGUCACAUUUCCCAAGUCACCAGAGUUUGGCAUUGCCGGCAAGCUGAAGGAACCAAAGCAAGAAGGACUUGAAUUUCCGGGUCCUGGAUCGUACGAUGGUGCAAAAGUGUACGACAGCUCUCACACCAGGCCACCGGAGUAUUCCUUCGGCAGGCGCUUGAAGGAAUCGAAAACCGAAGACUUCCCUGCACCUGGAGCUUACGACGUAACCCGAGCCGACGGGGCUGUGUACACCCGAUCACAAGAGCACACGAUGGCGUACAGACUGAGGGGAACGUCAUCAGACAGCGCUGAAUUUCCCGCCCCAGGAGACUACGACACGACGAAGGCGGACGCGGCAGUCUUCUCAAGAGCCCCACAGUUCAGUCUGGCCGAGAGACUACAACACGAAGCACCAGAAUCGGUCGACUUUCCUGGCCCAGCGGACUACGACGUAAGCACACGAAAGACAACGGCAGCCUACCGAUCGCCUCAGUACAGCUUCGGAUUAAAGGUUAAAGAGAAGCCUCCGGAUUCGCUGAAGUUCCCAGGUCCGGGAGAGUACAGUCCAGACAGAGCAGACCGCAUGGUGCGCACUAGGUCGCCAGAAUACCACAUAGGGUCAAAGUUAAAAGAAAAGCCUCCCGAGCAUUUUGACUACCCCGGGCCCAGCGAAUACCACUCAGAAAGAGCGGACCAAGUGACCAGAAGCCGCUCCCCACGAUACAGGUUCGGUGUCAAAAUAACAGACAGGCCACCGGAAUCUCUGCAAUAUCCGGGCCCCGGUGAAUACAACGUCGACAAAGCUGAUCACGCGACAAGGAGUCGGUCGCCCCAACACCGCAUUGGCAUCAAGUUAAAGGACAGGUCACCAGAUUCUCUGUACUACCCGGGUCCUGGUGAAUACAAUGCCGACAGAGCAGACCAUAUUACUAGAAGCCGCUCGCCGCAGCACCGCAUUGGAAUCAAGAUAAAAGAAAGGUCACCGGAAUCUCUGCGGUAUCCUGGGCCAGGCGAAUACAACGGCGACAGAGCAUACAACGUGACCAGAAGCCGCUCACCGCAACACCAGAUUGCCUGCAAGCUAAAAGAAAGGUCACCGGACUCGAUUCAUUUUCCUGGUCCUGGGGAAUACAAUGUGGACAGAGCGGACCACGUCACAAGAAGUCGGUCACCACAGCAUAGAAUAGGUGUCAAGAUAAAAGACAAGCCACAAGAGUCUCUAGGCUACCCGGGACCUGGUGAAUAUAACAUCGAUAAAGCAGACCACAUGACGAGAAGACGCUCACCCCAACACCAGAUGGGUGUGAAACUAAAAGACAAGCCCCCAGAAUCUUUACAUUACCCAGGACCAGGGGAAUACUGUGCGGAAAGAGCAGACCACUUGAUCAGAAGUCACUCACCGCAGCACAAAAUUGGAGUCAAGCUUAAAGACAAGCCACCAGAAUGUCUGGGCUAUCCGGGCCCAGGGGAAUAUAAUGUGGAAAAAGCAGAUCACGUGACAAGGAGUCGUUCGCCGCAGCACAGGAUUGGCGUCAAGCCGACAGAGACGUCACCGGAAUCUCUUCAUUACCCUGGUCCGGGAGAAUACGACGUGGGCAAAGCAGACCAUGUUACGAGAAGUCGCCCGCCGGAGCACCAUAUUGGCAUGAAGCUAAAAGAGAAAGCACCAGAAUCUGUGCAGUAUCCUGGUCCCGGCGAAUACAGCGUGGAAAGAGCAGAACAAAUCACAAGAAGUCGAUCCCCACAGCACCGAAUUGGAGCCAAGCUAAAAGACAGGCCACCGGAAUCACAUGACUAUCCCGGUCCUGCACAGUACGACGUGGAAAAAGCCGACCGGGCUGUCCACGCUCACUUUCCUUGUCACAGGAUUGGCGCCAGGUUAGGAGAGAGAAGACCAGAUUCACUGGAUUACCCUGGUCCUGGAGAGUACAACGUAGAAAAGGCCGAUAGAGUUGCACGCAGCCACUCCCCAGAAUACAAGAUUGGGGCCAAGUUAAAGGAGAGGAGACCAGAUUCAUUGGAUUACCCUGGUCCUGGAGAGUACAACCUAGAAAAGGCCGAUAGAGUUGCACGCAGUCACUCCCCAGAAUACAAGAUUGGGGCCAAGUUAAAGGAGAGGAGACCAGAUUCAUGGGAUUACCCUGGUCCUGGAGAGUACAACAUAGAAAAGGCCGAUAAAGUGGCACGCAGCCACUCUCCAGAAUACAAGAUUGGUGCCAAGUUAAAGGACAGGAGACCAGAUUCAUUGGACUACCCUGGUCCUGGAGAGUACAACAUAGAAAAUGCCGAUAGAGUUGCACGCAGCCACUCCCCAGAAUACAAGAUUGGUGCCAAGUUAAAGGACAGGAGACCGGACUCAUUGGAUUAUCCUGGUCCUGGAAAGUACAGCAUAGAAAAGGCCGAUAGAGUUGUACGUGGCCACUCCCCAGAAUACAAGAUUGGCGUCAGGCUAAAGGAGAGGAGACCGGAUUCAUUGGAUUACCCUGAAUACAAGAUUGGCAUUAAGCUAAAGGAGAGAAGGCUGGAUUCAUGGGAUUACCCUGGUCCUGGAGAAUACAACAUAGAAAAGGCCGAUAGAGUUACACGCAGCCACUCUCCGGAGUACAGCGUCGGCGUGAAAAUAGAAGAAAGACCGCCCGACUCCUUGAAUUAUCCCGGUCCUGCAGAGUACUACGUUGAAAAGGCUGACAGGAUGGUACGAAGCCAUUCUCCUGAACACGUCAUCGGCAUGAAAUUGAAAGAAAGCCUUCCAGAUUCACUGGAAUUUCCUGCUCCUUGUGACUACGACAUCUCCAAGGGAGACAAUGUAGUGUACGGCUCCCCUCCCAGGUAUACGAUAGGAUUUAGGCCUCCUCAGCCAAUGCCAGAUUAUACGAGCUUCCCAGCGCCUGGCGAUUACAGUAUUUCAAGAAGCGAAGGCACGCUUUAUCCGGGCUCUCCUAAAUUUAGUCUAGGAAUGAAAUUGAAGGACAGGCCUCCAGACCACGUCGAUUAUCCAGCACCGUCCGACUACAGCCCUGGCAAAGGCGUAAGCUUCGUAAAGGAGAGGUCCCCGAAAUUCACGUUCGGUUUCAGACUAAGACCCUCCAAGCCAUACAACUACGAUUACCCAGCACCUGGAGAGUACGAUCCUGAUAGGGCGAAGGAAUUAGUUUAUCCCAAGUCUCCACGCUUCAGUAUUCGUUCGAGACUUAAGGAACGGCUACCGGACAACGUAGCGUUUCCAGCACCAGGUACGUACGACCCUGACAAAGGCAAUCCUGCUAUGUUCGGAUUGCCACCAAGAACUAAAUCAAGGAGCCCGAAAAGGUCAAGGUCUCACGAUUUUGAAGACAAACGGGCAACAACAUCGCCUCAUGAAAGAACAAGCAAAAGGAGCAGUUCAUUCCGAAUUGUGAGAACGACAGAAGAGACGGCUGGUGAGCACGAUUUGAAAGGCUCGGCGCAGACAAUAAAACGAAGUCGUUCUCUUAGUGGACCUCGACCAAAGGACUCAGUCGUAAGAAAUGGAAAAGACAAAGCAAAAAUGGUGACGUCAGAAUCACCAAAACCUACGAGACGGAGUGGAUCAUUUCGAUUGACGCGACAAUCCGAAUUCGACGCCGCUGACGUUCACGCUAAGAGUUCGAAGGAGACAACACAAGAACAGCGUUCUUUUAGGGUUAUUCGCAAACAAAGAACCGGGGUAGAAGAAGGAGAGCCACCACAGGUGGAAGUUAUCGUUUCCGAAAAAACAACGACUGACCGAAGCACACCGGAGGAUGCCACGAAGAAAAAAGCUGAGUUAAAAGCAGCCGUAAGAGAGCCACCGGGCUCAAGGGUUGGAACGAAGAAGGGCACAUUCCUUCGAUCUCUCCGGAGAAAGCUGGACGGUACAGAAGACAUCUCUCGGACGUGUAAGGUGGUUAAGGAGCCCACUACACAGAAAGAGGCCGAUCGCGUAGUGCUUAAGAAGACAGAGGAACACCGAGAGCGGAUCAUCGCUGCUAGUCAUGCGGGAGCUAUGCCUCGGAGAAGUCGUUCGCUUCGAGUCAUCCGAAAAGAGGCGGACGAGGUACCAGACAAGCGAGCUAAGUCCAUCGACGAAUUGACUAGACGUAGUCACUCAUUGCGUGCAGCGCGAACAAAGCAAGAUUCUAUCGAAGUCCAAGAGGCAGACAAAAGAUCGAGGCCCUCGGAUAGAAGAUUAGGGCGUAGUAGGUCUCUCCGAAUUGCACAAAACGCAAUAGACUACAUCGAUGAGAAGGAGAACGUCUCGAAAUCUGAGACUCAUAUCACCGCUUCCUCUCCCAGUCUUCACAAGGAACGGUACUCCAGUGCGCACUUGGCUAAGAGUCUUGAACCUGCAGCAUUUACGACGAGCGACGAAAGUGGUAUGUUCGAAGACGACGAAACGGUGGACAGUGUGUCGGCCCACGACAGGACGUUCGUACGAACCCCGACUGACUCGUCCAGAAUCCAAGUAUCACCGGAAAGCUUUCGGGAAUCGAGGCAUGCUCAGGGAAGCAUCCACAUGGCGCCGAGGUUUCCAGAGGGACUGGACUUCUGGAAACCGCCCGGGACAGGGUCCCUGUUCGCAAAGCUUUACCAGUCCUGGACGCAGGAAACAGCUGUUUCUCCUGCUGAAGCAGAAGACAACAGCCGAGUGAUGUUCCGUUCAGCUGCAAGCCUCUUCUUCAGGAAAGGUUUUGCAGCGCUACUACGGAAUGAAACACCUGGACCGGGUUACUACAACCCCAGCAUCGGUGAGCAGCUACGCUUCCCUCGCAUGCCAAGUUUUACGAUACGAAGAAAGCUCAAGUGUCCGAAGAAAGAGCCGACGCCCGCUCCCUGGGACUAUAGCCCAGACAAAGCUGAUCCUCUUGUGAGGCCCAUGUCGCCAUCUUACACCUUCGGACACAAGGGCGACUGUUGUCAUUGCCGAAGCACAAGUCCUGCUCCCGGCACCUACUGUCCAGAGAAAUCUGACACGGUUCUAGCGACGACACCGGCUUACACCUUUGGUUUCAAGCAUAAGGACCUUAGGCCUGACGAUGUUCCUGCACCCGGUGCCUACUGCCCCGAGAAAGCGGACACCGUGCUUGCGGUCACGCCAGCCUACACCUUCGGCAUCAAGCCCAAGGACGCUAAGCCCGACGAUAUCCCCGCACCGGGUGCAUAUAGACCUGAAAAGGCUGACUCUGUCCUGGUAAGAACACCUGCCUACACGUUCGGCGCCCGGCCGAAGGAUUCCAGGAAUGACGGCGUACCUGCUCCCGGCAAGUACAACGUACCGGGCACUGACACUUACAAGAGCAAGUCCCCCGCCUACACGCUCAGCUACCGCACAAACAUUCCCUCGGACCACACCAAGAAACCAGGGCCUGGAGCUCAUUCACCGGAGAGGGUCUGGAUGAACAAGAGUAGCUCACCCCGGUUCACCUUCGGCAUCCGGCACAGUCCGGUUGCCGAGACGCCCAAGCCCAAGUAGGACCUUCGCGUCAACCGACGCCCAAAACUACAGGAGCCCGAGAAGGACUAACGGCAGCUACGACACAGACUAUCAACGGCAGUCUACUGACAAGACCAACGCAACACCAGCGCAUCUUGGUCAUCGCAUCUACGCCGAUGCAUUGAACUAAGAACGCACAACCUGUUCAAACAUG